AUGUCUAUUGUUGUCCAUGUGGAGCUAGAACAGAAUGAUAAGACCCAUCAGACGUCGCCCAUGAUCUUGAAGGUGUACGACCGCCAAUUCUCCCCCGAAUUGCGUGAGUUCAAGGACGCGGGACCGGCGACUACAGUAAGCGAAGAUGCGUUCACUGCGUUUGCGAGGGAAGGAUUCAUGCCUCAAUUUCUAGCGGACUAUGAGGAGAACGGACCAUACGCAUAUGACGAAUGGGACGUGUCGAAACAGGAGGCGUACUUCUACGCUCGGUCAACGUUGAGCCAUGAGAUUGAGCUCGAGGUCUACGAGCGACUUGUCGACAUGCAAGGCGUGCAUGUUCCAACAGUAUUUGCAGAUGUUCGAUUGGAUCCACAAAACGGCACAGUGGAGCAAGAAGAAAGCGCAAGCGAAUAUACCGAAAUCAGAGCCAUCCUCAUGGAGUACAUCCCCGGCUUCGCUCUCAAGGACAUCGUGACCAAACUGCCAGAGUCAGAUUGGGCGCCCGUCUGUGACCAAGCGAUCGAGGUGAUCAGAAGAAUCGCCGACCACGACUUCAUCAAUUUUGACAUCAAGACGAGAAAUAUCAUGGUCCGCCCCGCAGAGGACGGCACUUAUCAGAUCUUCUACUUGGACUUUGGCGAAUGUCGUUUUCGGGACCCCUCGGAUUCUGAUGAAGUUUGGCGGGAGCGUAAGCGCCAGAAGAAUGAAGAGGGAGCCGUGGGAUACAUUAUGAUGAAUCAUAUCUCCUAUGCAAAAGGGAAGAAGGGGAAGAAGUAUAAAGGCGUGCUUCCUCUUCCUUGGGAAUAUACGCCUUCUUCGCGCUUUGAGGGAGAGGCUAUUGAGCUUUACACUGGUGCUGGUUAG
Messenger RNA from Ramularia collo-cygni, 864 nucleotides. RefSeq lists its product as uncharacterized. NCBI's taxonomy places the organism in Eukaryota, Fungi, Ascomycota, Dothideomycetes, Mycosphaerellales, Mycosphaerellaceae. The coding region runs from base 1 to 864 and encodes 287 amino acids. The record is from RefSeq and is a predicted model, not a curated record. The transcript has a single exon.